AUGACCAAGUCCAUCCCCACAUACGAGAAACCGCUCCAUGAUUCACUUACAACAUUGUACAAUAGCUUGUCCGACCUAAAGAACAAUAGAACAAGGUACAUCAGCUCUAAGCAGGUGUAUGUAAUUUAUGAUGAAUUCUUGAAACAAGUGCACGAGCUCAGCAUCGUGAGGAAAGAUGAAGAGCUUAAGGGCAUGAACCUUAAUCUUCCUAAUUCCACAGACUCCCUCAUUGAUGAUAUAUGGCAAUUGUUGUCGCUUUCGUUUGUCACCUGUGGGCUUAUCAAGUUUGCCCCUGCCACUUAUUCAUCUCUCAGUACAGUCUCGAAGCUUCUCACACACUUGAAAGAAUGCCAAAUUUACAGUUUCGAUGACUUAAAGCCGAUUGAUGCCCGUCUUAAAGAGAUAAAGAACAUCAUUGACACAAGUGAGGAUGCGGAAGAUAGUAACAGCGAUUCAGAUGAUAUGAUAGACCACAAGCGGGAGGAAAGUUUAUUGCUCAGAAACAAGUUGAACAAAUGUGAGCAAAUAUAUCUGGAGCUUGAGGACUCUUUCCGCAGAAUUCCUGACGAUUUGGAACCAGCAUACGGUAAACUCAUCCAGAUCAGAAAAGUCUUGCUCAAUUACUUGACCCACGAGGAGCUUGGUCCAAGUAAAGUGGGCGAAAAACUACUGCAAAUAGAGGCCGAGAUCAAAGUGAUUGAAGAUCAAAGAGACGACACUGGAAAGUUCCAGAGCAAUGUCGCCACCGAGUCGGAAUUGCACACGACACAAAUUGUUCUCAAUGCUUUGUUGGAUGACUGUCAUAACUUGGUUAAAGACUUGAGUAUUCAACAAGAUACCACUGGUAUUGCAAACCUUUUCGACGGCUUGACCCUAGGAAAGCCAGAGGAUGAGGAACUCGAGAGCAUUGCCAAGGGUCUCAAAAGCGUCUAUGACGAGUUGCUUACUUUGAGACAAACGCUAGAGAAUCUCCUCAUCACUCGAAGAUGGACCAUGCGCGAGACUGACUUGUACAAUUACCAGAAAUCAUUGAAGAGAAUAGACGAGCAAAGACUCGACUUCAACAAAAGGAUCGCAGCCUCUUCAAGCGGUCCAGUACCCAAGAAACUCAAGCGUGCCCAACUUGUUGUGCUUUACCUUUUGAGAAGGUGCUACUCAUUGAUUUACAAGCUCUUGGAGAGCUCGGAACCGGUGUCUGAGUCGCUUCAGCCUAUACAUAAUCAGUUGCUGACCGUGAGAAGAUGUCUUCUUGAGAUUAAGCGUGUGGACGGAUUGAACAAUCUCCGUGAGCUUUACCCCUUCCAAUUUAAGUUGGCAUCGUUGGAUAACUUACGGGACGACGGUAAAUUCAUCGUGAAUGGGCAGGUCCCCGAGGGCCAGGGUACUUUGAAUGCGCUUCUUGCAGAGUGCUUUGACAUUAUUCACGAGCUCAAGAUCGAAUUAGAAGAAAAAGAAGACAACGAAGACAAGGAAGAUGGAAUAGAUGAUGAUCACAUCACAGACGAGGAGGACAAAGAGUCAGAUGACGAGGUUGAGUUGAAAAGAAACCGUUAUGUCGGAUUUAACGAGGCAGACUAUGACAUGGUCUAUGACAGUGAUAACCUCAGCAACUUAUCCGACUCUGAGUUCGAGAGUAACGACUACUACUGA
Candidozyma duobushaemuli is the source of this 1650-nucleotide messenger RNA. RefSeq lists its product as uncharacterized. The transcript has a single exon. Gene Ontology annotation, cellular component: cytoplasm; nucleus. Bases 1 to 1650 code for a protein of 549 amino acids. The record is from RefSeq and is a predicted model, not a curated record. NCBI's taxonomy places the organism in Eukaryota, Fungi, Ascomycota, Pichiomycetes, Serinales, Metschnikowiaceae.